Messenger RNA from Alternaria triticimaculans, 612 nucleotides. RefSeq lists its product as uncharacterized. The record is from RefSeq and is a predicted model, not a curated record. Gene Ontology annotation, molecular function: single-stranded DNA binding. Bases 1 to 612 code for a protein of 203 amino acids. NCBI's taxonomy places the organism in Eukaryota, Fungi, Ascomycota, Dothideomycetes, Pleosporales, Pleosporaceae. The transcript is spliced from 3 exons.
AUGAUCACGGGUAAAACUCCUAAGACACCAGAUGCGGAUGAAGACUUGGGCACCAUGGGCGCACGUGUCAGCGCCCCUUAUCAUCCGACCUUGCCCACAACCGCCAAUUCGACCGCCACUCCCUCUGCAACCCACCAAUUCCGCGCCAAAACCACCGCGACGAUGUUCUCCUCCACCUUCCGCGCAGCGGCCCGCGCGCCCACCUCGACCUUCGCACGCAGCUUCUCGUCCACCCGCCCCUCGCAGGUCGCGCGCAUGACCGUCAUCGGCCGUCUCGGAGUUGCGCCAGAAGAAGUCACCGUCUCUGGCGACAGGACACUCGUGCGCUACGUAGUAGGAACGAGCUACGGAAAGGGCGAGGACAAGAAGACCAGCUGGUUCCGGAUUGCGAGUUUCGUGCAGGGCGCGCAGAAGGAUUUCCUGAUGAACGUGCCCAAGGGAUCGAUGCUCUACGUUGAUGCGGAUGCGCGCAUGGAGACGUACCUUGACAGCGAGGGCAAUAAGAAGAGCAAUUUGAGCUUGGUUGCACGCAACUUUGAUGUCUUGUCUCGUGCUCGUACUGAGGACACGGAGAAUAACGACGAGGGUCUUGUUCAGGAAGCUUCUGGUUAG